This is a messenger RNA of Lathyrus oleraceus (garden pea), 1825 nucleotides long. Its product is annotated as transcriptional corepressor LEUNIG. Bases 488 to 1651 code for a protein of 387 amino acids. The transcript has 9 exons. NCBI's taxonomy places the organism in Eukaryota, Viridiplantae, Streptophyta, Magnoliopsida, Fabales, Fabaceae. Gene Ontology annotation, molecular function: protein binding; transcription corepressor activity. The record is from RefSeq and is a predicted model, not a curated record.
UACAAUCAUAAAUUUUAAGAAACAGUCUAGAAAGAGUUACACACACAACACAACCCGCACCAGAAAGAGGGCAAAGCAAAAAAAGGGUUACCCGCCACGAGAGAGUAACUGAAGGUGAAAUUACGCGGCGGAGGUCUUAAUCGUGCGCCAACUCACGGUGACGUUACCACAUGGCUGUCAUCGCAUGCAGAAGCGGCCGGCGGUGGGUGCCGCACAAUCUGCUGACGGCGAGAGUAACUAAUCACCGAUCGAGUUUGUUCGCAGAAAUACGGUUCAGAGAAUCAAACUGAUAUAUAUCCGGUUCACGGUUUUACUGCUAACCGGUCCGUACUGUCCGGUCCGGUUCACUAAUCAACUCAAAAAUGAAAAUUUUCUGCUUUUGCAUGACUCUGCAUGUUCACUAUAAAUUCUACCUUACUUCAUUAUCGUUCCCACUCAUUUUCUCAUCUUCAUUACUCUUGUUCAUCCAACUGCAAUUUUUUUCAUCAUGCACCCGAAUCCUCCCAAUGAAGAUCUCUUACAUAUCAUUAUAUAUGAUUACCUCAAGAAGAAAAGAUUAUCAAACAGCGCCGAGGCUUUCCGAAUUGAAACUCAACUUAAUGGACAAUUGCCCAAUGCAAUGGAUCAACCACCACAUGGAUUCUUGUACAACUUCUGGAAUUCAUUGCAUGAGCCUCGAUUUAGGGAUGGUGUGGCAAAGGCUCUAACCCAAGGGUUGGUCGUCAAUAUUGAUGCGAUAAUCGACGGGCUCCCUCGGAUUCAUCGAGAAGGAUAUUCUAUUACGCACCUUUCUAGUUUUGAAAGCGGUCAGACACUUUUGUCCUGCGAUAUUUCAUCAGAUGGAAAUACCGUAGCAAGUGGCGGGAUUGGGUUGAAGCCUUUCAUUUGCUAUGUGGGAACUCCUCUUUCUGUUACUUCAGUUGAGUCACACUCAUCUACCAUCUUAGAUGUUAGAUUUCAACCAGGAACAAAUAUAUUUGCAACAGCUUCAGCUGAUACAACAGUAAAGCUAUGGGAUGCAAACAAACCUGCGAUAGCGUUGUCUAAAUUUGUUGGUCAUAAUUGGAGAGUAAGAUCACUCGACUUCCACCCAUUAGGCCGAAUUCUUUGCUCAUCCGAUGCCGAAGGUGUAAUUAAAGCAUGGGAUGUCAAUCGGCAACUCCUUAUAAACAGCCAUACGGUAGGUGGAAGCAGAGUGAGAUUUCAGCCUGGAAAUGGGAGUCUUUUGGCAGUUGCUAAUCGAAAUGUUAUCACCAUACUUGAUCCUAAAAAUUUUAUGGUUAUUAACCGUCUUGAGGGACACGUCAACGACAUUGAAUCCUUAUGUUGGGAUGUCAGUGGAAGGAUGAUUGCCUCUGUCAGCGAAGAUAGUGUACGUGUCUGGUCGUUGUUUAAGACUGGACCAUGCAUUUAUCUCUAUUCAUUAAACAAGGGGAGGUUUAAUUCUAUCAUAUUCCAUCCUCGAUACAAUGACGUCUUAGUUAUUGGUGGCUCUGAGUGCUUGGAAGUGUUGAUUCUUGAAAAAACGAAAAUAUCUGUUGCACGAGCCUCCAAUCUAUCAGUUACUGGACUAGCAGCUACUACAGCGAAAAGUGAAUACAUUGCAUCAGUUAGCCAACAAUCUGAUUCUGUGGUGAAUAUAUGGAAAUGAAGUUCUUGUUCUAGUUAAUGUCUCUGUUCUUUGGUGUAAAUUGCUCCCCUGCUUCAGUUUUUAGGAUUUGUUAGAUAAUCUUUGUGUAUAUGGACAGUUGUAGCUAGUCGCAAAGUGAAAAAAAAUUGAUAAUAUUCGUUUACACUUUUAAUGUAUAAAGAUGAACCAUUUUUG